CUAACUAUCAAAACUGUUUUCUGCUCUCUGGGUUUCAACCUAGUUGGCGGUGACAUAGCUAAAUGCACCAAGAAGGUCGGAAUUGUUGGUAAGUACAGGACCCGUUAUAGUGCCUCCCUCAAGAAAAUGGUGAAGAAAAUUGAAAUCAGCCAGCACACCAAGUACACUUGCUCCUUCUGUGGCAAAACCAAGAAAAAGAGAAGAGCUAUGGGGAUCCGGCACUGUGGUUCCUGCAUGAAUACAGUAGCUGAUGGUGCCUGGACCUACAACACCACUUCUGCCAUCACAGUAAAGUCUGCCAUCAGAAGACUGAAGGAUUUGAAAGAUCAGGAGAAGCUCCACAAUUUGAAACAUUGCUAACCUAUAAUAAAUGGGUUAAUUUAUGUAACAACAACAACAAACUUUUCUAAUCCUCAAACUCACAUUAACUGACAGGCAAAAGGAAUCCACAGACAUGUUAAAUAAGAGGAAAGUCAGCCUAAAAUGAAAAAAAAUCACCCACCACUGAUAACCCAUAGUGGUAACUAUAGAAAGCAAUAACCACUGUAUCAUGAAGCCAUAAGCUCUGAAGCAGGACUAUAUGGGUGCAAAUUCUGGCUCUCUCAUGAACUAGCUGAGCGACCCUGGGCGAGAUAGUUAAAUUUUCUGUGCUCAAUUUCCUCAGGUGUAAAUGGAUAAUAGCAUCUACCUUAUUGAGUUGUUUCAAGGAUUCAAUAAGCUAAACCAUGUUUGUGCUUAAAACAGUAACUAGUUCAUAGCAAACACUCAAAAACUGUUUUUCUUAUAUUUUAAACAAAAAUACAAGACCGAUAUAAAGACAUCCUCUCAGUUUCAUACAUCUUUACUCAGCUUUCUACUGAUUAAAUCUAAUAAUUUAGUCAUCCUUAAUUGGCAAAGAUUUUGGUUCUCAAGUUCAAGUUCUGCUAACUUACAUAUAUCAUUCUCUUGGAUAACAACAUAACUUGGAGGAAAGUAAUUCACGAGGUCACUUACCAGAGCUUAAUCCAUUCUAAUCAGAUAAACUCUAAAUUCACUUUUAAGGCUGACAAAAAAAAUCAUCCGUUUUUAAGUUUAAGCAGGCUUCUCUCUACUAUUACUCAAAGGUCCUUCCUGGUCAACAGGACACUCUCAUUUCAAGAACACACCCAUCAUCAUCUUGAGCCUAGAAAGUCAAUGGUCAAUUACAACUAGAAUGCUUGGGCAAUGACAUGAACAAAGUCCUGGGUACCAAUGGAGAAAUCUUGGGAAGUCUCUUCUCAUCUAAUGUCUGACUCAUUCUGUGUCAGGAAAAAAAGACAGCAAGUUACUUACUUAGAUGCGAAAUCCCUAGUCAUUUUCACGCUGGGAGCAUAAAGUCACUAUCCACCUUAAAUACAUCAGAACUUCUCAGUAAAAUCACUGAAGACUGCUGCUAUUGCUGCUGCCCAUACAUGAGGGAAUGCACUAAAUAUUCAAACCAGAAAUAAAUCACAGAUUAUUAUACUCAACAGCAACAGGAUUUUCCGGCACCUGCAGAACAAAACUCUUCCAUGAAAGAACUGAGUUUAAAGGCAACUUAACUUCCUACUUAAAAAACUGAAGCUCAACAAGUUGGCAAAAAAUGGAACUGUGAGGAUAUACUACAAUGUUCCUUCACGCCAACAAAAAACUGAAACUUCACCCAGCAUUUCACGUAAAAGAGAAAGCAAUCCAUUUGCAGC
Molecule: messenger RNA, 1700 nt
Organism: Pteropus alecto (black flying fox)
Lineage: Eukaryota; Metazoa; Chordata; Mammalia; Chiroptera; Pteropodidae
Product: putative 60S ribosomal protein L37a
Exons: 1
Biological process (GO): translation
Cellular component (GO): ribosome
Molecular function (GO): structural constituent of ribosome
Source: RefSeq, a predicted model, not a curated record